GUAUAUCAUCUCCACAACCAAAGUUCAGAAGAAAAAAGAUCCAGGGGCUUUUACUAUUCCUUGCACUAUUGGUCAUCAUGAUUUUGCACGAGCUCUUUGUGAUAAUGGGGCUAGCAUUAACCUAAUGCUGCUUUUUAUCUACAAGCAAUCACGAUUCGGGAUGCCUAUGCUAACUAGAAUGCGGUUACAGAUGGCCGAUAGAUCGAUAAAGAAGCCGGUUGCGGUUGUUGAUGGUGUUCUUAUUCGAGUUGGUGAUUUUCUUCUCCCGACGGAUUUUGUGAUUCUUGAUUGUGCAGUGGAUAAAGAUAUUCCAAUCAUAUUAGGAAGACCUUUCGUUGCUACAAAAAGGGAUCUCAUGGAUUCAGAGAAAAUGAAAUCAAGUUUCGAGUGA
Molecule: messenger RNA, 391 nt
Organism: Lycium ferocissimum
Lineage: Eukaryota; Viridiplantae; Streptophyta; Magnoliopsida; Solanales; Solanaceae
Exons: 1
Source: RefSeq, a predicted model, not a curated record